Molecule: messenger RNA, 742 nt
Organism: Benincasa hispida (wax gourd)
Lineage: Eukaryota; Viridiplantae; Streptophyta; Magnoliopsida; Cucurbitales; Cucurbitaceae
Gene: GIP1
Product: AtGCP3 interacting protein 1
Biological process (GO): mitotic spindle assembly; microtubule nucleation by interphase microtubule organizing center; gamma-tubulin complex localization
Cellular component (GO): gamma-tubulin ring complex; interphase microtubule organizing center; spindle
Source: RefSeq, a predicted model, not a curated record
UUGAGCAUCAUCAUCAUUUCAUUUCAGUCAGUUUCCAGAGUGCGCAACAAACUCAUCUCCCUCCCUCUCUUAACUGUUAAGCAGAUUCAAACUUCAGCUUAAUUCAUACAUAAUAAUCACCUCCGCCUCAUCCUCCUUCUCUUCAAAUUGCACUUCCCCCUUUGUUGGAUCAUAUUCUUCAGUGAUUUCGUCGCAUCUUCGCCGAUUCUCUAAAUGGAUCCAGAGGCUGCACGAACCGCUCGGGAAUCACUAGACCUUGCAUUUCAUAUGUCUAACGUACUCGAUGCGGGGAUUGAUCGCCACACUCUCUCUGUCCUCAUUGCCCUUUGUGACAUGGGUGUGAACCCUGAAGCACUGGCUGCUGUUGUCAAGGAACUACGCCGGGAGCCACCCUCAUCGGAGACUGUGGUCUCCAGUAACAAGCCAUAAGUUCCCCAAGCAAAGAAACAACUCUGUUCUUGUGAUGAAGGUUGCUAAAAAACCACUUUUCUAUGUCUUACUUGGAUCUUGUGAUAUAUGGCUUUUGGUGUUUAGAAUGUUUAAGUGUUCACUCUCUUGUAUUCAGCCCUUCUGCGCUACUUUGUUGCUUUACACAUUACAUAUUGGCUGAUUUUGUCAAAAUAACAGAAUGACACACAUGGAUUAUAUUUGUCCCACAGAUUCCAGAUCUGUUGGAAUGAGAGUGAGGGAGUAUUGUAACAAUUAUUAUUAUUAUUAUGAUUAUUGAGAAAAGAAAAGAAAA